AUGCUGUAUUGCAAUGCCAGAAGCUCUUUAGGAUUCCGAGUACAGGCUCUGAGCUCUGAUGGUGGCAUUGUAUUCCAACCUGGACAGUUGGUUGAGAAGUUAGUUGAAACACCCAACGGGUGUCAUGGCAGUGUCAUUGGUUUCCCGCAGAUUAAAUGGGAGGAUGUUUGCAAAGACACUUGUUAUGUUAGCAUGGAAUUACCAAAAAAGUUAAAGUUGCAAUACAAGACGUACCACAGGACUGGGCAAAAGUUUCAGACACCUACAUGGGUGCUGUACUCCCAUCCCACCAGUACACACUCAAGGAUAAACCUAGGGGUCUACCUCAGCCCCUAUCCCAAGGAUGCUGAUAGCUGGAGAGGACCCUGGGUCAUCUAUGAGGGACCCAGUGCCUACUCCGACUUAGCAUAUAUUGAGCUGCCUUCUACAUUUGCCUGUCUCUAUGAAAAUGGCCUAAAAUCUCCUUAUGAGCAGAUAUCCUUCAGCAUCUUCACCUUGUGUGAGGUCAUCCAGAACCUGCCACUUAAACCCAAUGUUCUCCAUAUUCCCGUGGACAAAGACAAAAAGAAAGGGAAAUGUAAAACUUCAUAA
Staurois parvus is the source of this 591-nucleotide messenger RNA. Lineage: Eukaryota; Metazoa; Chordata; Amphibia; Anura; Ranidae. The record is from the annotation of a GenBank genome assembly.